Messenger RNA from Danio rerio (zebrafish), 2831 nucleotides. NCBI's taxonomy places the organism in Eukaryota, Metazoa, Chordata, Actinopteri, Cypriniformes, Danionidae. The record is from RefSeq and is a predicted model, not a curated record.
GACUUCAACUGUAUAUAUUUGUAGUAUUUAUUUGUCAAAUUUGUUUAUAAUUUUAUGUUUUUAAAUAUUGAGAAUGAGAACAACCUAAACUCGCUACUUCUGAAGUAUUUGUAUUUUCUAAAUAGAAGCUUUUAGCCUAACAAAACUAUUAAAGCUGUAGGUUCAAUUGGUCUGAGGACAAUAACAGGGUUUGUACAUUUGUAAAGUGUUUUUAAUAAAGAACAAUCUGAGAACCAAACGAAUGACAGAACAACUCCCAGAAAUCAACCUUCAGUCCAUUUGAGAUAUUUUUGGGAUGAAAUGCGUCUUAUUCACUGCAUUUGUUUAUAUUUCAGGGACGGAUAAUGUAGAUUUCUGGUAGAAUGGCCCUAAGUUUAGCAGCUUUUAAUCAACAAAUAUCCAUUCCGGUAAGAUUGGUGACCUCUCUUGUUUAUAGAAUUGUUGUCUCUCUGCACACAUUUUGGGACUAAAAACUUCGUCUCGCCAUGAUGACGUCAUCAUCAGCGCGCGUUCCCGUAUCUGUUUUCUGGGGCGAGUCGAGGUGAGUUUUACAGUUAUAUUUUUUCUUCGUAUUUACCAGAAUGUUAACUGCACUGAGCACAGUUUACACGCAGCGGUGUACAAACUAUCCAGAUAUCAAACUGACACAAUUUCAGCCUAACAUUGACGUCGCUUCAAACUGGUUUUGCCCACCGGAGUAAUGUUGAAUCAACGUCAGAGAUGUCAUUCAGAAGUAACGUCAAAUCGACGCGGUUUACUUGACCAACGGUUUGCCCCUCCUCCUCCAGUUCAGCUAUAAAUACUGGAGUAUUCCCAUUAGUCUACAAGUGAAGACGAGCAUCAGGGUGAAGUGAAGUCUGAAAGACAGAGUUUAUUGAAGGACAGUGAGAAGAUGAGUGAUCCAGAACCCUGCAGAAUUAAACAGGAAGAGACUGAAGAACUAAUAGAUCUGAUGUUGGACAACGAGGAGAAACUUGAUCAUGACAGGACCUGUUUGACCUGCACCGAGUGCGGAAAGAGUUUCACAUGCAAGCGGAGUCUGGUGGUUCACAUGAACAUCCACACCGGAGAGAAACCGCACACGUGUGGUCAGUGUGGGAAGAGUUUCCGACAAUCAUCGUCUCUUUAUCAGCACAUGAGGAUCCACAAUGGACAGAAACCCUUCGUCUGUGAUCAGUGUGGGAAGAGUUUCAGACAGUCGCCGCACCUUAAACGACACAUGAUGAUCCACACGGGAGAGAAACCACACAAGUGUGACCACUGCAGCAAAACAUUUUUGAGGGGUUCAGAUCUGAGGGUCCAUUUUAGAGUUCACACUAAAGAGAAGCCGUACUCGUGUUCCUUGUGUGGAAAUAGUUUUACAUAUCUACAGAAUUUAAGAAAGCACCAGAUAAUUCACACUGGUGUGAAGGAGUAUGUGUGCUUAGAGUGCAAGAAGACUUUUUUUACAGCAGGACAUUUGAAGCUGCACCAGAGGACUCACACCGGAGAGAAGCCGUAUGAGUGUUCACACUGUGGCAGGAGAUUCAAUCAGUCUGGACAUCUGAAAACACAUGAGAGGAUUCACACUGGCGAGAAACUGUACUAAUGACACUGGACUUGUGUGUAUUGGUUUGAUUCACAAUUUUAGGGUCAUGGUUUUAGUAUAUGAUAAUAAUAAUAAUAAUAACUUACAUUUAUUUAUUGCUUUUCUAGGCGCUUUACAGGUUUUUACCAGGUUAUUGGUGGAGAGGAGAUCGAGUGAUGAAGUCAAUUAGGAUAUGGGGUUGGUUAGAAGGCCCGGUUAAGAGACCAGGGACACACCCCUACUCUUUUCGAAGGACAUCUAGGAUUUUUAAUGACCACAGAGAGUCAGGACCUUGGUGCUCACUGACAGCAUAGUGACCCCAUCACUAUACUGGGGCAUUAGGUCCCACACAGACUGCAACCAUGUAAGAGCUGCAGAGAAAUUAAGAGAAGUUCAGCACAAAUAAAUUAUAGUGUCAAAUAAAGAUACAGAAAAACAAUACAUUUACAAGAUAAAGUACCAAUGAAUACAAUAUAGUAAAGAUAGUGAUUAAAAUGAACAGUGCUUUUCAGAUUAAAGUAUCUAACAGGAGUUUUCCGGUAAAUAAACUGACUGAUAUAAUCAAAUAUAACAUUUCAUAUAGACUUCACUGUGUAAAUUGAAUUGUUUAAACAUUAUUGAAGUUAAAAGAUAUUCAGUCAUUAUCAUACAGUCAUAGCCAUUAUUCAUGCUUUAUCUUCUGCUGUUUGAUUUGCAUCAAAAGCUGUGAUGUCGUGCUAUUAAAACAGCAGCAUCUUGAAAAUGGCAGGACAUCGAGUCAAGUACGCGAUAUGAUUGGUCGGAUUUGAUGAGCACUUAUAAAUACAUUUUAGUGGCAGUGAUGGACUGAAAGCUUUGAAUGCUAAUAUUUUCUAUUUGCAUUUGUGUCAAAACCUGGAUUAUAAUAACAGUUUGAAUGACUGGUCAUACACGCAGCACUUAUUUUAAUAUAGUCCACUGCUCCAGGUCUGUUCAAGGUGUGUGUGUCUGUGUGUGCUCAGUUUUCACUACUGUGUGUUGUGCAUUUGGAUGGGUAGAACUGUGGCACAAUUUUCACUUGGUUACUUUCACUUUCGCUUUACAACACUUGUGUUGGGUAGCUAGAAUGCAUGUCCAUCAAAUGAAACAUGCUUUAGCUGAACUCUCUUUUACACUUUGAUAUAUUUGAGACGCAUUGUUAGAUUCAUUAUGAACUGUGGGUCAAGCCAGUACAGAUCCAGAGGUGGAGAAUGUUAGGACUAUGGUUCUGUUUAUUUACCAGGUAACAUUACACUCUUUAUUCAUU